CACCUACGGGGAGCUGACGAACUGCACGGCGCUCAUCGCCGAGAGGCUCGACUGCUACUGGCCCAACCGCCUGGUGGACGAGUUCUUCGUGGCCGUGCACAGGCAGUACUUCAGGAACUGCUCCCCGUCCGGCCGGGCGCUGCGCGCCCCCCCCAACGGCAUCCUCUGCCCC
Molecule: messenger RNA, 172 nt
Organism: Eurypyga helias (sunbittern)
Lineage: Eukaryota; Metazoa; Chordata; Aves; Eurypygiformes; Eurypygidae
Gene: RAMP1
Product: receptor (G protein-coupled) activity modifying protein 1
Exons: 1
Biological process (GO): calcium ion transport; G protein-coupled receptor signaling pathway; cellular response to hormone stimulus
Cellular component (GO): membrane; signaling receptor complex; cell surface
Molecular function (GO): coreceptor activity
Source: RefSeq, a predicted model, not a curated record